This is a messenger RNA of Puntigrus tetrazona (Sumatra barb), 4856 nucleotides long. It is a transcript of the gene pou3f2a, whose product is annotated as POU class 3 homeobox 2a. Gene Ontology annotation, cellular component: nucleus. Lineage: Eukaryota; Metazoa; Chordata; Actinopteri; Cypriniformes; Cyprinidae. The transcript has a single exon. Gene Ontology annotation, biological process: regulation of transcription by RNA polymerase II; brain development. Gene Ontology annotation, molecular function: RNA polymerase II cis-regulatory region sequence-specific DNA binding; DNA-binding transcription factor activity, RNA polymerase II-specific. Bases 236 to 1255 code for a protein of 339 amino acids. The record is from RefSeq and is a predicted model, not a curated record.
AGCCCAUUGCGCCCUGUCACUGCUGAUCCCUCUGUGCUUGUUUUCAGUGGAGCGCAAUGGGAUGGGGCUUCGGUGUCGACUCUACUGUGACCAAUGAACGCGCCGCUGCCGCAUCUGUCAAGCGCUUCCGACCAAUCGACAGCGGCGCGAGGCGGAUCUCAGGUGCGCGCCUCUGCGUCCUCGCGGCUCUGGCGCGCUGGGGAGCCGCCUGUGGCACAGAGUAGCUGUGGAAACUAUGGCGACCGCGGCGUCCAACCACUACAGCAUCCUCACGUCCAGCUCGGAGCCCGGCAGCAUGCAGCAGACGCCGCCGCCGCCGCAGGCCUACAGAGACGCGCACAGCCUUCUGCAGAGCGAGUACACCACCCUGCAGAGCAGCGGCAGCACGCUUGGCCAUGCGCACCAGUGGCUGACGGCGGCGCUGUCUCACGGGGGAGAGGGGUCGCCGUGGCCCGCCAGCCCGCUGAGCGAGCAGGACAUUAAGCCGGUGGAGGAGCUGCAACAUUCGCCGAGGCAAGCGCAUCUGGUGCAGCAGAGCCAGCCGCAUCACGAGGCGAGCGCUUGGCGCGCUACCACCAUGCCGAGCAUGAGCACCUCCAACGGGCAGAGCCUGAUCUACUCUCAGUCCGGGUACGGCGAGCCGGGGAUGCACCACGAGGAGCACCACAGCCCUCAUCUGAGCGAACACGGCCAUCCGCAGAGCCUGCACUCGGACGAGGAUACGCCGACCUCAGACGACCUGGAGCAGUUCGCCAAGCAGUUCAAGCAGCGCCGGAUCAAGCUGGGUUUUACGCAGGCGGACGUGGGGCUCGCGCUGGGCACCCUCUACGGCAACGUCUUCUCCCAGACCACCAUCUGCAGGUUCGAGGCGCUCCAGCUGAGCUUCAAGAACAUGUGCAAACUCAAGCCCCUGCUGAACAAAUGGCUGGAGGAGGCGGAUUCCACCUCGGGAAGCCCGACCAGCCUGGAUAAGAUCGCGGCGCAGGGGAGGAAGAGGAAAAAGCGGACCUCCAUCGAGGUGAGUGUCAAAGGGGCCCUGGAGAGCCAUUUCCUCAAGUGUCCCAAACCCGGGGCGUCGGAGAUCAACUCGCUGGCGGACAGCCUGCAGCUGGAGAAGGAGGUCGUGCGGGUUUGGUUUUGCAACCGGCGGCAGAAGGAGAAGCGAAUGACGCCCCAGAACGGACCGAUGGCCGGGAACGAGGAUGUGUACGGGGACGCCUCGCCUCACCACGGCGCGCAGACACCUGUUCCGUGAGAAAGGGGCGGCCUGAAACAUAAUCGACUGUCUCUUUGUCCCGGUCACAAGCCCGCUCGGGGCGGACCGACGGUGAUGAAGUGUCUCUGUGUGUGGCACCUCCGAGGGCGCGGAGAGAGCGCGCGUGGUUGCGCGAACAAUAUACGGGCGCGGGCGCCAGAAAACACGCUCUAAGGCGUUACGCGCCGCGGCUGAACCUAAAGAGGGAACGUAAAUAUUAUUUUAUUUAAGAGAUUUCUUUUCUUAAGUCCGGGGAUCUGUGAAAGCAUCAUAUCACUUCCAACCGAAAGCUGUGAAAAAAAAGGCGACAGGGGCGCGCCAUCUUCCCCUCAUGACCACAAAAGGUUUCUUACUGAUUUAAAUUAAUCCGGUGCAGUCUACUGUGCAUUCUCUUCCAUGUAUUAAUGGAAAAUGCUUCGUUAUCAUCAUUAUUAUUAUUAUUAUUAUUAUUAUUAUUAUUAUUAUUAUUAGUGUUUGCGUCACGAUCACAAAAGGUUUUAAUGCUGAUUAAAUUAUGUGUAUGCAUUUAUUUUGCCUUUAUAUAUUAAUAACAAUAAAUAACCUAAUAACAAUAGUAAUCAAAAUCAUAAUAAUAAACCGUAUAUCUAUUUAAAUAAAAAGAUAAAAAAUCCUAAUAUGAAAAAAUAACAACAAAAACAAUCACAUGUAUUAUUAUUUUAUCGUUAUUAUUAACAUCGUGCACAUCGAAAAGUAUCACUGUUGAAUUCAAACGUGAUCAAUUCUUUAAAAGUCUAAUUUCGGUCACAACAAAGGCUGCCAAGUGCUGCUGUGUGUGUCUUUCACAGGCAAAGCAGCCCGAUUUCAUGCAGAUCACGGAUUCACGCUGCUGCUGCAAAACAGAGGCCUGAGGAAACAGUACAACAGAGUGCUGUGGAUCAUAUCGAAAUUUCUAUUCACAAAAUAAAAUUGACGGAUGCCAGCUCUUUAUAAUUAACCACCCCGUUUGGGUUUUCUUAACAUUUUGAGUGAAUUUCUAUAAGCGUGCACCAAAAGCGUUUGUGCUUCGAGACGGUGGUUUGUUUAUUAAGAUCCUUCCUCCUCUCGGUUUAAAACGUGUUUAUGGGGUUAUUUAGCGUUUUCUAAUUUAGGAAAUUUAAAAGAAAACAAAACCGACUCGUAUAAUUCAUGCUAUUUUAUAUUUAAGAUAACAACCAAGCUUUUUUUAAUUUCAGUAAUUAAUGACGAGAUGCAAAACCGACACUGAUGACAAUAUAAUAAUAAUUAUUAUUAUUAUUAAAAGGCAAAUUGCUCUUGUUUGUAAUUAUUACAGCAACACCGUUCGAUGAUGAUGAUGAUAAUAAUAAUAAUAGACUGAUAGAGGCCAGUUAUUCUUGCCCAUAUUAUAGUAACAUUGUGUGAUUUUGUGCGUCAACUAAAUGUAUAAGCCUCAACAUGUUUGUAUCUGUUUGCUCUUUUGUGUUUUUUGUUUCUCCCAAAUUUGUCUCUUUUUUUCUUUAACGGGAAAUAUUACACCAGCUGUGUUACGCUGAUUUGAUGGCCUGCAUCGAAAAACAAGGACAUUGUGCGUCGAUUUUUCAGUUGACUUUUCUAUGGCUCUGUGAAUACUUGUAUAUUUGUGCACUUAACCUGGCACUGCCAAAGCACAAGCUGUCAGUGUGCCCUAUUGAGACCAGUAACGUCUUUGGUUUUGACAGAAAAAUUGCACAGUUUUUAAACGCCUUUUGUCAUUAAAUGAAUACGUUUUUUAUAUAAAGAAGUGCCUCUCAUCAAUGCGCGCGCCCCGCGCGUGAAGAUCCUAAAGAGAAAUGGAUUGACGAUUUCACACGUUAUUCGAGCGUCGAGGCUGUUCAAUAUAAUGUAGCCUCGGGAUGAGAUGAUGCUGUAGAUCCGUCGCAAUGCCUUCGCUAAGAUUUCUGUGUGACCGUGGAGGCAAAUAUUUGUCAAUUCUCCGCUCCUGAAAACGGAUUUGACCGAACGAGAUCGGAGACGUGCGUGAAUGUUUUGGGUUAUUCUGCAUCCAAUAGGAAAAUAAAUUUAAAAUACACCCAUGGAAACUAAAUAAUAAAACAUAUUGUAAUAAUAGCUUUUUUAAAAUGACUAAUAGAGACAAAUUCUAGCGUACUGCAUUAUAAUGCAGGCCCUUUUACGGACGGCUUUUUUUAUAAAUAGACUAUCAUCGGCCAUUUCUUUUUAAUCAGUUUAUCCUAUUGCUCCAUCAAUGCACACGUUCGGGAUGCCAGACGUCCGUUUUAUUUACUGUGUGUUUAUAAUAAUUAGUGAAUCAUGGGACCUUGGAAAUUUUCACUGCCUUGAAAAACUGCGUAAAAAAAAACGUAAAGCCGCAUUGUGUGUGUGUGUGUGUGUGUGUGUGUGUGUGUGAGAGAGAGAGAGAGAGUCGAGCAGCCAGGCUAUAUGCUGUGAGCGCCAUCUAUUGACUAUAAUGUGUUGGAGACAAGCAAUUCUUAGUGAAAUUGAGAUAUUACCGUUGUCUGUCUGUUUGCAUGCAUGUUCUGUUUAGUCAAAUAUCACAGCCAUAAAGUCAUGCAAUAUGAGCUCGGGGUGUAUUUUAUAAGUACAGCCUAUCGUUUGUAGUCACUCAUCUUGUUUAGUCUGGUGUCAGUGCAGGUGGUAGGCUAUCUGAAUAGAUUUGUGUAGGUUAUUUGGUAAGUAAAAAGUCCUAUUAAGUCAUUGCAUAUUGGUUGCGGAUCAUAUUAAUUUUGACUCCUGUAGCGUGAGUGUCAGUUGCGUUUGAGAAAAACGUGCUCAUCGUUGGAAAGUUAUUGUUUUGAAGCAGGUGGCGCAUAAAAAUAUGGAUUGCUUAGAAUUGAAUAACAACUUUAAAUCUGGAUUAAUUUAAAAAAAAUAAAUAAAUAAAACGUUGCGUGCUCUAAAUCUUACGUUGAAUUUCUAACAGUCUGGGACAGCAAAGUGUUCACCUUUUACUUUCCCAAAGCGGAAGCUCGUUAUGUUGAAUGUGUAAGACUUCCGUUUCAUUAGCCGCUAUCAAGUAAAAUAAUAGCAGAGUGCUGUAAAGUUUGCGUUGCGUCAGCGUGUUUGUGAUAAUGAUGAUAGUAAAUAAUAAUUACAAAUAGCAGUAUCCCAUUUUAAGCAGGAUAACACGGAUUGUUUUGGUAAGGGUGAAAUAGCUGGACCCUGAUAACACCGGAAGCCAUGCACAUUCACAAACCUCCGCUUCCGCUUUUACGUGAGAAAAAAAAUGGAUAUUGAAUAUUAAAUUAAGACAUUAAUAGCUACUUUAGAUUAUCUGAAUUAAUAAUUACAAUUCUACUAAUUACAUAACAAGCGCAAUAAAUUAUUAUAUAGGAAUAAUUUAGCAAUUUUUCUCAAAGCAAACAUUUGUGACAGACUACUAAAUCGGGCUAUCUAUUAGUAAAGAAUAUUAAGAGUUAAAGAAAGAACCCAGAAACCACACAACCAGAAACGGUUCAUUUAAUACAGCUAUAUUUCAUGAAAUAUUUUGAAUAUCUUCAACACAUUCUCCAGACGAUUUUGUUUCCUUUAUGUUACAGGGAUCAUUAGUUCAGGAACACAAUCCCUCCCUCCCCAAUAUUAUGUGUAGCCCAUAAUAAAUCCAUAAAUCCAACAGGGUCAUGAUAAA